Orbicella faveolata is the source of this 3377-nucleotide messenger RNA. Its product is annotated as sacsin-like. Lineage: Eukaryota; Metazoa; Cnidaria; Anthozoa; Scleractinia; Merulinidae. The record is from RefSeq and is a predicted model, not a curated record.
AAGUUUCAGCGAUUGUUUGGGUACCUGGGCUGUUCCAAGGCUGUUGGAGCUACCCAUUAUGCUAUGGUUUUGGAGAUGUUGCGGGAAAGUAGCCGGAAUGACAACUUGCACCAAAAUGAAUUAAGAAUGUGUUCCAAGGCGGUGAAAGGUUUCUUGGCAAGGCUUCAAGACCAUCCCGAUGAAGCGUCAGCAAUAUGUAAUCUGUACUUACCAGCGACGUUUCCUGAAUAUCUGUACCUACCAGCAAAGUUUCCAGAAACCGGCUCCUCUGAUAAGCCUCUGAAACAAAUCCCUGUGACUUUGCACAAGUCCACUGAGCUGGUUUUCAAUGAUGUACCUGCCUACGGACCAAGGAUCGCGAGGCUCAACAUACGUUUUGUGCUUGAGCUCAGCCUGCUGGAUGUCAGACCAACAUCUGCCAUGACAAACUACGAAGAGCUAAUGAUGAAAUUGCCUGUACCUUUACAACCAGUGACGCUGUCCUCUGUGGUAAAAGAAAAACUCACCGACGGUGUAAUAGUGACAAGUGGAGCUGUCAAUGCAUUGAUGACGCGGCUUUUGUCUGCUCAAUUUGUUCGGGGCAUUGUCAGAAUUAUUCGACACGUUGACUCGCAGAAGAAGCAAUUUGAUGAAGGAAUAGCCGCUGAUAUUGAAAAUGGUCUUCGAAACAUAGAGCUUUGCGCAGUAGAAAGCCUUAAAACCUCACUCUUUCACAACGGUCAACUCAUUCCCGGAAGUAAGGAUUAUGUACCAUAUCUUCAAGAGAAAGUUGUGGAGUCUGGCAAGGAAAAGUUGAAGGUGUAUUUGAAUUCUAUAACAGGAAUGAGCGACGCUAUUUCGGCUACGUCCCAGGUAAUUGAAGAGAUUUAUGGUGAGCGUCUGGGAAAGAAAAUGGUACUAAUUCCUGAGAUGCUGCGUUGUCCGCUUGGUGACAUAUGGCUUCUACUGAACAGUAGGCGCAUUCGACGAGAUGACACUUAUGAUGGAUCAGAAAUAGGCAUUUAUGCAGAGCCAGGUGGCUUCAUUCCAAUCGAGGAGCAUCAUCUGCUGAAUGACGCCUUUUUGGAAUUUGAACCUGGGGAAUAUGUAGGUUAUCAGCUGCAUGACCCGAGUCUUCAACUUGGGGAAGGAGUCGCCACGUACAUCUACGCUAUUAUUAUCAAGGAGGUCGAAGUGAUCGAUGAAGAUGCCAUUCUCUUGACAAAGAUGUACCAAAUCAACAUCGGAUUCGACAGAGAACCAAUUGAGGUCAAUGCUGCCGUCUUGUACAAAUUCCACCGUAUACAAGAUAUAUCUGAACGGGAGAAAGAACGCCCCAGAAAUAGAAACAGAGAGGUGAUUUUUCAAGAGAUUUCAGGGCAACUGAAGGAUGCAUGGAGACUACCAGAAGAACAAAAACGACAAAUCGUGAAGCGGCUAAUUCUACGUUGGCAUCCAGAGAAGAACUUGGGAGAUGAAGAAUUCUGCUCAGAGGCGUUUGAGCACAUCAAGAAUACAAUCUCGCAACUGGGUGGCUCUUACGACGACUAUAUUGAUGCUUGGGUAACACGUGCAAUAGAACAUGGCACACGGCGUGAGGAGUACAGAGAAAGACUCGCCAAUUCGGACAGGUCCUGGGAAUCGUCAUCAUGUCACAUGCCUCCAAGGUUCUGCAUUAGAAAUCCUCAGCCUGAAGAGGCUAAGCGUUGGUUCAGACAGGCGGAAGCUGACCUUGCAGCCGGUGCAAAUGAAAUUGAUUCCAGCAGGCCUUCUUAUGAGUGGGCAUGCUUUAAAUGCCAUCAGGCAGCAGAGAAGGCAUUAAAGGCGGCUCAGUACAUGAUACAUGCUGACAAGACUAGUGAUCACAACUUGGUUCAGAAUUGCAGUGGUUUGAAUGAUUCCGAGUUAAUCAGCUUUGCCAGCGGUUUGGAGACACUUGUUGUUCGUUCGGCUCGCAUGCGUUAUCCAGAUCAGGUGUCCUUCCCCAAGAUCCCAAACGAAGUUUACUCGGCCCAGAUGGCUGACCAGGCAUUCCAGCUUUCAGAGAAUAUCUUGAUGCGGGUCAAAGACAGAAUACCCUAAGGGUGUGGCAAGUGUUUGGACUGAGAAUGUGCAACGAUUGAUGCAUUUCAGAUGUUACUGCCAAAGUUCCUAUGCACGUGUUCAUCAGUAGCUGUACAUUUAAUUGAACAAUUCAGUUUUCAAAACGUCAAGUAAUGUAUGUAGAGUGAUCCAUGUUUCAAGAAGUGCUGAUGGGGAAACAUCCAAACCCGUGCAUGUUCUCUAGCGUAGAGUUUACGGUUCUAGUACGUGUCCUUCUAUUACUUCUUAAAUCUGUAAAAACCUUCGCUCUAGGUUUUCAAAUAUUAGCCAAAGUGUAAAGACAUGACUCCAGUCAAUAUUAUUACAAUACAUAGCUUUCUUUCAUAGAGAGGAGCAUAGCUUAGCUUCAGAUAUUUUGUAACGGUAAAGAGAACAAAGAAAGCUUGCCUUUAACAGACCUUGUGUCAAUGCAGGCAAAUAGGAGACGUUCCCAUAUUGACAGUGGCAUCGGGGAAAUACUACAGUUUGUUAGUUGUUGCAUUUUGUUUUUCUUUUCGUUCUUUUUUUUUUUUCAAGCUUGUUCGCCAGCAAGAAGGCGCAGUUUUGAACGUGUUCUUGGGCAUCCUUUGAAUCACAGACCUUUAGCAAGCCUUUAGCAUUCUUAGUAGCUGGAUUGUAUUCUUAAUUUCAAGUCAGUUACAAAUUGAAAGUUCUUCCUGGUUUAAAACACGAGUCUUUUGCUAUUUGUUAGUAGGAUAUAAAGAGUAAUUAAUAUUUCAGAAUACAUGGAAUAAAAUGUAAAUGCAAAAGUUACAGAAUUAAGGCACAUGCUCAAAAUACAUACCAGUCAAACAGAGGAAACGGUAGUUAAAAAUUAGAGAGAGGUACGCCACAGAACAUGGUAUAAUUUUUGAAUUUUAAAGUAGAAAUAGCUUUUAUGUUAGUGGAUGUUUCGGAGAUCCGCAUAGUUUCUUUUUCGUUUUUGAGUGGUGUUGUAAUCAUUUUAUCGCUAUGUCGUUAAAAUACAGGGCAAAGUUAAUUCGAUGACUUUGAUGCUUCCAAGUUAGUGAACACCAUUUAGGCUAUUUUUAGAACAAGGAAACUGUGUAGCCUGUAGUAAAAGUUCGGAUUGUUUAAAUCAUUUUUUCCUACAAAAAGGUUUUUUUACUAAAAGGUUGUGUUUUUGUAGUUUAAAAAGUGAAGUCCUAAUUCCUGUUAGUAAUUAAUACUAUUAAUACUAAAAGCUCGAUAGCAUUUAACGAUUGCAGAGAUGGGUACAUUGAAAUAGGCCUAAUUAGUUGGUUGGUUGUUACAGCAACGCAGGCAAAAAAAACCCCAAUAAAACCAUGACUUUA